This is a messenger RNA of Zalophus californianus (California sea lion), 1416 nucleotides long. RefSeq names its product formin-like protein 18 (gene SMIM48). The transcript has 2 exons. The record is from RefSeq and is a predicted model, not a curated record. NCBI's taxonomy places the organism in Eukaryota, Metazoa, Chordata, Mammalia, Carnivora, Otariidae. Bases 64 to 429 code for a protein of 121 amino acids.
CCGCCGCGCAGCCCGGCCGCCGCCCACCGCGUUCCCGCCCGCGACCCCGCGAGCUCCUCGCCCAUGGCGGCCCCGCUCUUCCCGCGCCAGCCCUGGGCCCCCGCGCCCACCCGCUCGGAUCCCGCCGACGACUACGGGGGCCUGUUCGACGAGCCCCCCCCGGAAGAGCCCCCCGCGGCCCGCGCACCCAGGGCGGCGGCGGCGGCUGGCAGGAGGGCCGGUCGGCGCGCGGGCGGGAGGGCGCAGGGGGCCCGCGCCGGGCAGCCCCCCAAGGCCGCGGUGCGCCCCCAGCCCGAGGAGGAGGAGCCCCCCCGGGACGAGGGCUGCUACCUCGACCAUUUCCCACACCUCUCCAUCUUUAUCUACGCGGCCAUCGCCUUCUCCAUCACCUCCUGCAUCUUCACCUACAUCCACCUGCAGCUGGCCUGAGCGGCCGGGGUCGGGGCCGCGGGGCCCCGGGGGGCGGGAAGGGAAACCAGGGGCUCGGCGUGGCGUGUGCGGGAGACGCGCUGCACCCCCUUCAUCUAGCUUCUGAUGCUUGCUCUUUUGUCCUGUGCUUGUCACUACCUUUGUGUCCCUGCUCAUCUGGAGACAUGUCCGGAGCUGCUGCCAGAAAAGAAAUAAGGGUCUGCUUGCCCCUGAGAUUAGGGGAGGGGGCGGUCAUCCCCCGGCGUUUAGAGGAGCGGGGUGCGGCUCACGAUUAAGAUCGUGUCCCCGGACCCUACACCUCAUCAGGUGGGAGCACGCGCGGCGAGCCCAACCUUGGGUUCCUUAAGGGACGAGCUUCCGGAGAGGGCCCCGCGGGGACGGAGGGUCGGCGCCCUGGGCCAGCCGGGCCGGAGCGCUGUGAUGCUGCAUCGCCCCCCCGGAGCACCAGCCACGCCCCCCGGAGCUGGCGGACCUGAGCGCCCCGCGGGCGCCGCCGGAGCGCGGGACACGGCUUUGCGGCCGCUACCGGGCCGAGACCCACAGCCGGAGGGGCUGUCCUGGCAGGAGGCCACGCUGUCGUCGCGUCCUGGACGGCGUGGGACGCGCGGCUGCAGACCUCCCGGGACGCGGGCCCCUCGCUCGCGCGCUGCGCAGGAUGAGAUUCGGGGGCCCCGGCUGGGCUGGGGUGCGCGGGAGGGCUCUCUCUGCGUCUCUGGCGGCUUCGUGCGGGCUCUGAGCGCUGCCGCAGCAAUGGGACCCAAGACCAGGGCGUGGGGUAUUUGUCAUUAGCAAGAAUUCCAUCGGGGUUGUCAUCUCAGACCCAGAGCCCUAACACUGAAACCCACCUAUACCUUGCGGGUUACUCACCCACCUGCCAUCUCUUUUUUUACUCAUGAAUGUUAAAUGUCAUCAACUCAGCGCUCUGCUAUGUUAUCUGGAAAUGUCUGUCUUACCUCUGAUGAAAUAAAUCCCUUUUUCAGUCCCAUG